AUGGUCGCAAUCACGAUUACAGAGUUAAGUCGGUUGCACGGCCCUGAGUGGAUGAGAGAGGCUAUGUUGGUGGGGGGCGUUGUGGUGGAUGGUCGCAAUCGCCCCGGCGAUGGAGAGACUGGACGGAAACGGCCGCAUGCGGGUCCUAGCUGUACCAUCACGACAAACGCUUUCUCAUCUGCCUGGCGCAUUCGAAUCGGUUACCUGCGCUUCCUGGUCCGGCCUCUUGCGAUGGUGCGCUGCCUGGAAGAAAAAAAAAACCUGGCCUUGGCGAAUUCCGGUGCCUGCUCUGCGAUCACAGCCUGGCGGAGCUUUGCUAGCUAUUGCGAUCACUACGGCCCUUCUGUCUUUUGCCCUCGAUAG
Molecule: messenger RNA, 363 nt
Organism: Penicillium cataractarum
Lineage: Eukaryota; Fungi; Ascomycota; Eurotiomycetes; Eurotiales; Aspergillaceae
Exons: 1
Coding region: 1-363 (120 amino acids)
Source: RefSeq, a predicted model, not a curated record